GCCGGGCCGGCGCGAGGCUGUCAGUCAGUCGGGCACCGCAGCCGCGUGCCCUGCUUCCCACCCUCCUUCUCGCCAUUCCCGCCGCGCUCUGAGGGAUACACCGCGAGUGGCCAUGAAGAUCUGGAGCUCGGAGCACGUCUUCGGGCAUCCCUGGGAUACCGUGAUCAAAGCUGCUAUGAGAAAGUACCCCAACCCCAUGAAUCCGUGUGUGGUAGGAGUAGAUGUCCUCGACAGGAGCCUGGAUAACCAGGGGAGGCUGCACAGUCACCGUCUUCUCAGCACGGAGUGGGGAUUGCCCAGUAUUGUCAAAGCGAUACUAGGAACAAGUAGAACUCUGACUUACAUAGAGGAACAUUCUGUGGUAGAUCCAGUAGAAAAGAAGAUGGAGCUUUGCUCAACUAAUAUUACGCUCACAAACUUGGUGUCUGUUGACGAGAGAUUGGUUUACACACCUCAUCCAGAAAACCCAGAAAAGACUGUGCUAACUCAAGAAGCAAUUAUUACCGUUAAAGGCAUUAGCUUGAGCAGUUAUCUGGAAAGCUUGAUGGCAAACACAAUAUCUUCUAAUGCCAGAAAGGGGUGGGAUGCUAUUGAGUGGAUAAUUCAAAAUUCUGAAAGCGCUCUAAGCUAGCAGUUCUCCACACCUGCAGUUUGUACUAACUAGUGGUAAUGCCAGCAUUCUUCUUCUUGGUACAGCAUUUCAGCUUUCUAGCAAAUCUGUGCAUGGAUUGUUGUCACGUGGAUUUCAUAAAUUACCCUGCAUGUCUGUUUUACACCUUGCAUACAGGAAUGGCAGACCUGUUCAUUGCUCUGCAGUUGUAGAGGGUGAGCGUAGCCCCAGUCCAGGCUGGAUCCGUGAGCCCGUGCUUGUGCCACUGGCAGCCAACGUGCUGCAACCAUGUCUUAUGCCACACGGUCUUGCUUAAGGCUUGUAGACUGCAGACGGCUAGGGGUGUGAAGGAGUCCCUCCACCGAGUGUGUGAUCUGGGCCUAGUUUUUGUGAUUUCGGUAUGUAAAGCUGGUACUGAAAGAAAUUAAUAAAUUGGCUAGUGAGUGGAAUUAGUUUGAUAAAAAAUGAAACAGAACUCUCUUGUUAGGAUAUAAAAUUCAGUUCUUGAAACAGGUUGCCUAACAGGGGUAAUGUUUUGCGUAGAGGAAUUGUAUUUGCUUUUCUUCUGCCUGAGGAUUAGUGUUGCCCUUCUGAGGAAAUCUGUGCAGAGCUUGAAAUUAUCAGGAUGCCAGACUGUUCCUGCUUUUCUUUGGUCUUGUAGUUAUAUUCAUUUUGAUAGUGACAUAUCCCUGCAGUCAUAUGACCAUGAACAAAUCUGAGUUCAGGGUUGAGAGAACUGAGUGUAUUUGCCUCUGUGACACCUCUGUGCAGAUUGUUUUCCUUCCACCAGUCAGCGUAGCCUGUCCCUGUCAUUCCUGUAUUGGCUUCUGCUUCAACCAAUAAGAUUUCUUAAAAAGAAAGAAAUCCAUUUUGCUGCUUCUCCUAGUUAAGAAAGUUGGGCUUUUUACACUGCUUACUUUGAGAUCUGUGUAUGUCAUGAGUGUUUGGUUUUGUUCUCAUUCCACUAAGCUUUUAUGGCUGUUUUUCUGGAAAACAUCAACUACAAAGGCUCAGCACUUAUCAGUCACUUAAGCCCUACCAACAAAUCUUCAUAUGCAGCGCUUGUUUUGCCAGCCACUUCAUGCUGCUGACACCUGCAAUAAUGAAUAACAACAUGCAUGCCUGGGGAUGAGUGUGCUUGCUUAAUGACUGACUGCAAAACUUGUACAGUAUGAGAAUUUAUAGACAGUCCUCUGUCAGAUUUUUUCUGAUAAUUGGGUAGUUUUGUGGCACUUGGAGGUUUUGUAUCUGAUUGAGAUUUCUAAUUUAAUUUCCUGUGCAGAAUGUUUCUGAAGUCUUCCUUGCCAAAAUCAUGAGUUUAUUCUUAGCUGCAAAAUAUGGCAUAUAGUAUAUGCAAGUCUAAGGAGAUAUGCACAGACCUAUGUAUUCUCAAAAACUGGAGGAAGGGUAUUUGGUGCUCCAGUUGAAGGUCAUGGAAUUUUUUUCUUAAU
Messenger RNA from Sturnus vulgaris (Common starling), 2061 nucleotides. Lineage: Eukaryota; Metazoa; Chordata; Aves; Passeriformes; Sturnidae. The record is from RefSeq and is a predicted model, not a curated record.